AUGAUCUCCCUCUCUUUGCUUCACACAGACACUUACUCGUACGUACACGUGCAGGAAUAUUAUGAAACCUCUAUAAAAACCAUAUACGCACACUUAUAUCUAUCUAUCUAUCUAUCUAUCUAUCUAUCUAUCUCUGGUAAUAUUUUUUAUCUAUCUAUCUAUCAUUCAUCUAUCUAUCUAUCUAUCUAUCUCAAUAUAUUGCUGGUAAUAUUUUUUAUCUAUCUAUCUAUCUAUCUAUCUAUCUAUCUAUCUAUCUAUCUAUCUAUUGCUGGUAAUAUUUUUUUAUCUAUCUAUCUAUCUAUUUCUAUCUAUCUAUCUAUCUAUCUAUCUAUCUAUCUCACUGGUAAUAUUUUUUUAUUUAUCUAUCUAUUCAUCUAUCUAUCUAUCUAUCUAUCUAUCUAUCUAUCUCAGUAUAUAUUGCUGGUAAUAUUUUUUAUCUUUAUCUAUCUAUCUAUCUAUUGUUCUAUCUAUCUAUCUAUCUCAGUAUACAUUGCUGGUAAUAUUUUUUAUCUAUCUAUCUAUCUAUCUAUCUAUCUAUCUAUCUAUCUAUCUAUCUCAGUAUAUAUUGCUGGUAAUAUUUUUUAUCUAUCUAUCUAUCUAUCUAUCUAUCUAUCUAUCUAUCUAUCUAUCUAUCUCAUUGGUAAUAUUUUAUAUUUUAUCUAUAAAUCUAUCUAUUAUCUGUAUAUAUUGGUUUGGAUUGUUUUGUUUUUAUGUCAUAAACCACAAUGUUAUUUAAAUGGUAAUAUUUUUUAUCUAAUCUAUCUAUCUAUCUAUCUAUCUAUCUAUCUAUCUAUCUAUCUCAAGAAUAUUAAACCAUAUGCGUAUAAAUAUCUUUUCUCUGUCCUAUCUAUCUGA
Molecule: messenger RNA, 855 nt
Organism: Acanthosepion pharaonis
Lineage: Eukaryota; Metazoa; Mollusca; Cephalopoda; Sepiida; Sepiidae
Source: the annotation of a GenBank genome assembly